This is a messenger RNA of Phycodurus eques (leafy seadragon), 850 nucleotides long. RefSeq names its product small nuclear ribonucleoprotein polypeptide C (gene snrpc). NCBI's taxonomy places the organism in Eukaryota, Metazoa, Chordata, Actinopteri, Syngnathiformes, Syngnathidae. The record is from RefSeq and is a predicted model, not a curated record. The coding region runs from base 101 to 544 and encodes 147 amino acids. The transcript is spliced from 6 exons. Gene Ontology annotation, cellular component: nucleus; U1 snRNP. Gene Ontology annotation, biological process: mRNA splicing, via spliceosome; spliceosomal snRNP assembly; mRNA 5'-splice site recognition. Gene Ontology annotation, molecular function: pre-mRNA 5'-splice site binding; zinc ion binding.
GCUUUCUAAUCGGAACAUUUUGUGGACAAGACACAUUUCUGGUGGGAACCUUUUUUGGGAACACUGGAGUGGCGCUUUCGGACGCAGUCUCCCUUGAAACAUGCCGAAGUUUUACUGUGAUUACUGCGACACCUACCUGACACACGAUUCGCCGUCGGUGAGGAAAACCCACUGCAGCGGGAGAAAACACAAAGAAAAUGUCAAGGACUACUACCAGAAAUGGAUGGAGGAGCAGGCCCAGAGCUUGAUCGAUAAAACCACUGCUGCUUUUCAGCAAGGAAAAAUCCCCCCCACACCAUUCGCAGGUGCCCCCCCUCCUGGGGGUCCUCCACGUCCAGGCAUGCUGCCCACGCCGCCCAUGGCCGGUCCUCCCAUGAUGCCCAUGAUGGGGCCUCCGCCUCAUGGAAUGAUGCCUGGCGGACCCGGAAUGCGGCCACCGAUGGGCGCGCCCAUGCAGAUGAUGCCGGGACCGCCUCACAUGAUGCGUCACCCUCGACCCAUGAUGAUGCCAGUCAGGCCGGGCAUGAUGAGACCGGACAGAUAAGACGAGCGUCACGGAUAUUUACUGCUGUCGUUAAGCAUUGUUGCCACAAGGAGGCGCUGCAGAGUGACGACACCACGCCUUCUGUCUGGAUUCAAAGUUUCAACCCUUCGCAUCUUUUCUGUGAUGUAUUUAUUCCUAUGUAAUACCAGACACUCAACUUGAAUAGAUGUCUUGUGCUGGUGGUCUCCUCACUCUGCAGACACACCUAUUAGAACAUGGAAUUUUUAUUUUCAACAUUUUUAUUGCAAUAAUUUUGCUUUUUCAUAUUUCACUGCUUUGAGGAAUAAAGCAGUCAUUUAAAACCCA